AUUUCUCGCCCGUAUUGCUUCGAUUACAUCGUCAUUUCACUCUCUCUCUCUCUCUCUCUCUCUCUCUCUCUCUCCCGUUUGAUUGAUUUCUUCUUCAAGCUCAAAGAUCUCUCGCUGGGACACUGAUCGCCAUUGAUAUCCAUCACUAUCGCUGUCUAAAGCUCGAAGCUUUGUUGAUUUCGCAGCCCAAUCUUCGUUUAAUUGGAUCAGAUGGCUUCGUCGAUGCUCUCUCUGGCCUCCGCUUCCGCCUCCGCGUCGCCUUCACUCUCACUCCAUGAUAAUCUUAAGGGGAGGGUGAAGCUCGGCAGUGUAAACUUCAUUAGUUGUUUACCGGAUAAAACAAGUUCCUCUGCCAAAGCAAAGCCUUCUGGUCGGAUCUCUAUGACUGUCGGGGUUAAUGUUUCUCGUUUUGAGGGUAUAGCAAUGGCUCCUCCCGACCCAAUUCUUGGAGUCUCUGAAGCUUUUAGAGCAGACACUAAUGAGAAGAAGCUCAACCUUGGAGUUGGGGCCUACCGAACUGAGGAGCUACAACCAUAUGUUUUGAAAGUUGUCAAGAAGGCUGAAAACCUGAUGCUGGAAAGGGGUGAAAACAAAGAGUACCUGCCCAUCGAAGGUUUGGCUGCUUUUAAUAAAGCAACUGCGGAAUUACUACUGGGAGCAGAUAAUCCAGUGAUGAAGGAGGGCCGGAUUGCAACCGUUCAGGGUCUUUCAGGAACUGGCUCCCUUCGACUUGCUUCUGCUCUCAUCGAGAGGUACUUUCCUGGCGCGAAGGUGUUGAUAUCAUCUCCUACUUGGGGAAACCACAAGAAUAUUUUCAAUGAUGCAAGAGUCCCAUGGUCCGAGUAUCGAUACUAUGACCCAAAAACCGUUGGCUUGGAUUUUGAGGGGAUGGUUGCCGACGUUAAGGCUGCCCCUGAAGGAUCUUUCAUAUUGCUCCACGGCUGUGCUCACAACCCAACUGGUAUUGAUCCAACCCCUGAGCAGUGGGAAAAGAUUGCUGAUGUUAUUCAAGAGAAGAAUCAUAUUCCUUUCUUUGAUGUUGCAUACCAGGGAUUCGCAAGUGGCAGCCUCGACCAAGAUGCAGCAUCUGUGAGGUUGUUUGCUGCACGAGGGAUGGAGAUUCUGGUGGCUCAAUCUUAUAGUAAGAAUUUGGGUCUCUAUGCAGAAAGAAUCGGAGCAAUUAACGUGGUCUGUUCGUCGGCAGAUGCAGCAGCCAGGGUUAAGAGCCAGCUGAAGAGGCUAGCCCGACCUAUGUAUUCGAAUCCUCCAGUCCAUGGUGCUAGGAUCGUGGCAAACGUGGUUGGUGACCCAGCUCUAUUUGGUGAGUGGAAAGCAGAGAUGGAACUGAUGGCUGGAAGGAUUAAGAACGUUAGGCAAAAGUUGUACGAUAGCCUGAUGGCCAAGGACAAGAGCGGGAAAGAUUGGUCCUUCAUACUUAAGCAGAUCGGAAUGUUCUCUUUCACAGGCUUGAACAAAGCUCAGAGUGAGAAUAUGACCAACAAGUGGCAUGUCUACAUGACGAAGGAUGGAAGAAUAUCAUUGGCCGGACUGUCUUUGGCCAAAUGCGAGUAUCUCGCCGAUGCCAUUAUUGAUUCGUACCACAAUGUGAGUUAAGUUUGCACGGCUGAGCUGAGAAGAACGAAAUAGGAGUUCUGGUGAGCCAGUAUCACCUUUACAAUCGAAAAUAAAUAUUCGGGGAAUUUUUGGAAAUAAAUGUAUUUUUAGCCUAAAUCUAUCGAUCCCUUGAGCUCGAUCCGAACACAUUUUGUGCCUCGAAUUAUGACAGAAUGGAUGUUUGUACUUUGUAGUUCUCAGGGUGCAACGAAAUUGCACAAAUGAGUGGGUUUUUCUUUGUAGUGACUUUAUGCUUAGCUUGUUUCCUACUUCAAAUGUGUCACUGGCACAACUCUAGUUGUUGAUCAGUUAUUGUAUUUCCAUUUGACAGUCUCCAGAAUGUUGGGGAAUUCGAGAA
Molecule: messenger RNA, 1972 nt
Organism: Punica granatum (pomegranate)
Lineage: Eukaryota; Viridiplantae; Streptophyta; Magnoliopsida; Myrtales; Lythraceae
Source: RefSeq, a predicted model, not a curated record